Messenger RNA from Stomoxys calcitrans (stable fly), 1686 nucleotides. RefSeq names its product odorant receptor 94a. The transcript is spliced from 3 exons. NCBI's taxonomy places the organism in Eukaryota, Metazoa, Arthropoda, Insecta, Diptera, Muscidae. Gene Ontology annotation, biological process: detection of chemical stimulus involved in sensory perception of smell; sensory perception of smell. Gene Ontology annotation, cellular component: plasma membrane. The coding region runs from base 1 to 1143 and encodes 380 amino acids. The record is from RefSeq and is a predicted model, not a curated record. Gene Ontology annotation, molecular function: odorant binding; olfactory receptor activity.
AUGUCCUUCGAUACUUUGCAAAAUUCGCGCACUAUUCACAAAAUAUUGACUUUUGUCGGCCUUUGGAUCGAAGGCGAUAUAAAGCGGGUGCCAGCGCUUGUGAUUAGUCUGCUUAUACAUGUGCCUCUGACAUUUACCUACACGCUGCUUAUGUGGAUGGAGGUUAUAGCUAGCACCGACAUUACCCAGGCCACUGACGUCCUCUAUGUUGCAUUGACUGAGACCGCCCUAAUUGUUAAAAUUCUCAGUAUACUGCGCCGCAGGCAUCUGGCCAAAUCCAUGUUCAGGCAAUUACGAUAUGAUGACAAAUUUCAACUUAAAAAUGUCCAGGAGCACAUGAUGUGGAGGAGAUCCUUUAAAACCUUUGGCAUUGUAUCCUCUUUGUAUAUUACAACCAGUCUCAGUGUGGUGUGGAUUGCUUUUACGGUCCCCCUGUUUCUCAAGGAGUAUACGCUGCCGUUUCCAUUCUGGACACCAUUCGACUGGCGCCAACCGAUCUACUACUGGUAUGCCUAUAUCUACGAAGUACUGGCCAUGCCUCUGACCUGUUUGUCAAACUGCACCCUAGAUAUGUGGCAGUGCUACAUAAUGCAACAUUUGGCUGCAUGUUUGCGGCUGAGUGCCAUGCGCCUGCAAAAGCUAGGCCACGCAAAUGAGAACGAUGUGGAAGCAACAGAGACGGUGAUUUGCAUCAUACAACUGCAGCAGGAAGUGAAGAGAAUGUCUUUGAUAUGCGAACGCAUUGUUUCGAGUCCAAUUUUCGCUCAGAUUUUGCUAAGCGCCUUAGUGUUAUGUUUCAGUCUAUAUCGGCUGCAACAUUUUAACAUUCUCGACGAUUUGGGCAGUUGCCUGGGUUUGAUUCUGUACGCCAUCUGCAUGACACUGCAGAUUUACCUGCCCUGCCAUUACGCCCAUCAGUUAACAUUUGAAUCUUCACUAUUACUGGACAGUAUCUUUAGCUGCAAUUGGACAACUAUGUCGCCAUAUAAUCGGCGCCUGAUACUCCUGUACAUGAAUUAUUUGAAGAGACCAAUCAUCCUUAGGGCUGGAAAGGUAUUUAACAUUGGUCUGCCGACUUUUACAAAGACUAUAAACAACGCGUACAGUUUCUUCGCUUUGCUACUCAACAUGGACUUAAUGUAAUGGGAUUCGUUUAAUGUUAUCUCUUCUAUGGCAUCGAUCUCAAAUAUAAAAGGAUUUUGACUUGGUAUCCUUUGAGGACAUAGAACACAAAUGCAUUGUUACUAGAACCUAGUGAACACUCUUUUUAAUAUUGCAAUUCUGCUUUAGAUGUUACUUUGAAAAAUCACACCCAACUUUAUUUUCUUAUCGCUCUUUUAAUUGCAGUGGAAAAUUUUCUCUUAAAUCCCUAAUAUUGGCGAAUACCAAAGCUUGUCUAGGCUCAUAUAAAGGAAAACCUAGGAGAAAUAUUCGCCCGCCUUAGUACCACUGUGUGUUACAGUUUACUUUGUGCACAACAGAUUAAUUUAAACUUUUAGGUGGGUAGGAAACAAAGUAAAAUCUUUUUCUACACGGUAGACACGUUCCUAAAAAAUUCAACUAAAUCAAAAAAGUAACAAAAAAAAUUCACGGCUCAUAUGUGAAUUCUGAGAUACACAAAAAAUCGGGGAAAAUGAAAAAACUCAAAUAUAUCCAUUAAAAACCGUACAAAAUACUGACAUUACC